Molecule: messenger RNA, 2043 nt
Organism: Penicillium nucicola
Lineage: Eukaryota; Fungi; Ascomycota; Eurotiomycetes; Eurotiales; Aspergillaceae
Product: WD40 repeat domain-containing protein
Exons: 6
Coding region: 1-2043 (680 amino acids)
Biological process (GO): proteasome-mediated ubiquitin-dependent protein catabolic process
Cellular component (GO): Cul4-RING E3 ubiquitin ligase complex
Molecular function (GO): protein binding
Source: RefSeq, a predicted model, not a curated record
AUGAGCUCACCAGAGAGAGACUCUCCCAGGGAGUCAGAAGCUAUCUGGCAUCCUGCUCGUGAAUGGCUCGAAGAAGAUGAGCUGGACGCAGACUACCACCCCGCACUAGAGCCGUCCGACGGUGACGAAUGGGAAGAUGACAUGCCAAAUGAGGACGAAGAACUGAAUCUCGGAGUCGCAGAUGACGCUCCUCGUAUCAAUAUCGGAAACAUACAGAUAGAGCUCACAGCAGAUGACGUGGAGGGCGGGGGACCGGGGGAUCCGAAUGGAGGACAUACAAGAAUUCCGGCAUCACGGCUUUUCGAAUUACUUGCUUCCAGCGGGUUACAAGACAUUCUCAGUUCUAACGGGUGGCCUGUUCCGCUAGAAGAUCAAGCACAACUGGAGCUAGAAAUGGAAGAGGAGGAGGAGGAGAGCGAUGAGGACUAUGUACCCAUAUUUCGAAAUCGCCUUAGGGCAAGACGGCUCGCAGAACCCGCGAAACUUCCCCCAGUCCCCAAUCCAGAGGGCGUGAAACUGAUGGGACAGGGUGACUUCGGAACUAAUCAAUAUUAUGUGGAUCGGCUGAAAAAGCGCAAGAGAGGUCUUACAGCAGGUUUGAUAUGGCGGGAAAUGGGCAUCGAUAAUCAUGGAGUCCAAAAAAGAGCUGAUCAAUCUAUAUCCCAGGGCUUGAUUCCAAGCUCGACUGCAGACAGAAUUAUUCACUAUGACUCGCGAAGUUAUUCGGGCCAAUUUUCGGAUGACGGUAAUUUCUUUUUCAGCUGCGCUCAAGACUUCAAGGUUCGAAUGUAUGACACUUCGAAUCCAUAUGAUUGGAAAUAUUACAAAACGGUUGACUAUCCAUUUGGCCAAUGGACAAUCACCGAUGCGACAUUAAGCCCCGACAACCGAUUCCUUGUGUACAGCUCUAUAAGAAGCCAAGCAUACAUGGCCUCAACAGACCCCGAGGAUGACGCGGACCCCAGUGUCCUAGAUUUCUCUGCAGUACCAGGCCAAGGAAGGCGACGGGGCUUUGGCACUUCACACUUUGGAAUAUGGUCUCUUCGAUUCUCUGGAGAUGGACGUGAGGUUGUCGCCGGUACAUCAGAAGACUCGGUUAUAGUUUAUGAUCUGGAAACGAAACAGCCUGUUUUGAAUCUGCGAGACCGACAUCAGCAUCAUGUCAAUGCUGUGUGCUACGGCGAUACUUCAUCACCGCAUAUCCUCUACUCCGGAUCAGACGACACAACCCUCCGAGUCUGGGAUCGACGUUCAAUGGGCGAUGGUCGCGAAGCCGGUGCUUUCAUGGGCCACACAGAGGGGUUGACAUAUGUCGACAGCAAAGGCGAUGGCCGAUACGUCUUAUCCAACAGCAAAGAUCAAACAAUGAGGCUCUGGGAUCUGCGGAAAAUGAUGACGUCCGCUGAUAUCGAGAACAUCGACCCGACAGACUAUACAACCGGAUUCGACUACCGAUUCGAGCCAUAUCCAGAGGUUUACCGCAGAAACGCCAAGAGUGACUGCUCGGUCGUGACCUUCCAGGGCCACCAUGUGCUCAAGACCUUGAUCCGCUGUCAUUUCUCCCCGCCUGGUAGCACGAAUUCGCGUUACGUAUACAGCGGUAGCGAGGAUGGCCAAGUUUACGUGUACAAUAUGGAUGCCACGCUUGCCGGGACGAUCAAUGUCGGACAAGCAACCAUCAACUCUCGACCACGAGAUCCAGAUGCGUAUGCGACGGCGUAUGAGAUGAGUGGGGAGAUGCUCUGGCGGACUUGCGUCCGAGAUGCAAGCUGGCAUCCCAACACACCAGUUCUAGCAGCAACUUCUUGGAAUGGCUGGGGCUUGUCGACCGGCACAUGUACCGUACACUCCUGGAAUGCUGGUGCUACUGACGAUGAAGGAGAUCCUCCAGUGGGCAAAAGCUAUGAUGAUAAGUUGCGAUAUGUUCCCGAGUUCAACGAUUACCGAGACAACGCUGCUUCAAGGCAUUCCCGACGUCCGUUGCGGAGCCGGCCUGUCCGCCGCUGGGAGAUCCAUGAGGAGGGGGAGGAAGAUAUAUGGUGA